UAAAUCUAAUUCUAAGAUUUUAAGCAUUAAAAAAUUAGAGAAAUAAAAUUGAUUAAGACAGUAGAGAAGAGGAAACUGUGAAUCGUAUUGUAACUCGGAAAUGUUAUGAAAAUGUCGGAAAAGCUCAUAAGCGCAGAGGAAGUCGUGAAGCAUACCACGUCUGAGAGUUGUUGGGUGGUACUAUAUGGAAAUGUCUACGAUGUAACCGAGUUCCUCCCUUCACAUCCGGGGGGUUCCAAGAUCAUCUUACAACUAGCCGGUCGUGAUGCCACAGAAGAAUACGAUCCCAUACAUCCCCCGGGAACAUUAGAAGAAAACCUCAAACCUGAAGCCAAGCUAGGCAAGAUUGAUCCUCAGACACUAGUCCGGACAACCAAGACAGCAGCCAAGGAAGAGAAGAAAGGUGUAAGCGCCGACGAGAUACCCCCAAUGGAGAGCCUCCUCAACCUCGACGAAAUCGAACAAGUCGCCACGAAGCGUAUGCCUGAGAAGGCAUGGGCCUACUACUACUCCUCUAGCGAUGACACUUUCUCAAAGUCCUUCAAUAACAAGGUGUACCGAGACAUCCUAUUACGCCCGCGCGUCUUCAUCGACUGCACCCGCUGCGACUCGAGCACCACUCUCCUAGACCAUAAAGUCGGCCUCCCGAUCUUCGUCAGUCCCGCUGCGAUGGCACGUCUCGGACACCCAGACGGCGAAGCUGGAAUCGCGCGUGCGUGCGCGAAGUUCGGCGCUAUGCAGGUUAUAUCUAACAACGCAUCCAUGACACCCGAACAAAUUGUCGCGGACGCGAAACCAGGGCAAAUGUUCGGAUGGCAGUUAUACGUACAAAACGACCGCGCGAAAAGCGAAGCCAUGCUCGCGCGCAUCAACCGCAUGCGUGACCGCUUUAAAUUCAUCUGUCUGACCCUCGACGCACCCGUCCCGGGAAAACGCGAGUUGGACGAGAAGCAGAACUUCAAGAACGCUGUUACAGUUGCCUCGGGCGUGAAGACUGCUUCUGAACCUAAUAGACCUGGUGGUGGGGGAGUUGGACAACAGUUAUUCUUUGGUACAGCAUCGGAUCUCACGUGGAAGGUUACCCUGCCUUGGUUGGCGAAACAUACUGAUUUGCCGAUUGUGUUGAAGGGUGUGCAGACGCAUGAGGAUGCGUAUUUGGCUGCGAAGUAUGCGCCUCAGGUCCGAGCGGUGAUUUUGUCGAAUCAUGGGGGAAGAGCAUUGGAUACGGCGCCUCCGGCUGUGCAUACGUUGCUUGAGAUUAGGAAGUACUGUCCUGAGGUGCUUGACCGUAUUGAGGUGUGGGUCGAUGGCGGGAUUAAGAGAGGUACGGAUGUGGUGAAGGCGUUGUGUCUAGGUGCUAAGGCUGUGGGAAUUGGUCGCCCGGCAUUGUUCGGUUUGGGGGCUGGGGGGCAGGCCGGUGUGGAAAGGACUUUGGAAAUUCUGAAGGCAGAGACGGAAACGUGCAUGAGGCUGCUGGGCGUGGAGAAAGUGAGCGAGUUGAGUCCGAGACAUAUUAAUUCUAGAAAGGUCGAGAGAGACAUCUUUGAGGGCGAUGCUGGAUUAGAGACCUUCGGGCUGUGGGAUAAGGUCAAAUCCAAGCUAUAAGCUGAGUUGCCUAUAUGUUUAACGAUUACUGUACUUGGUUAGAAGCGAUUUUCUCUGUUCUUUGGUACCGUUUUGGCCUCGGAUAGAUCCGGCAGCGUUCUGGUUGAGAAUAUCCCAUACAAAUAUUGCUCAUCAACACAGAGUUCCGCUCAUAACGUCACACUGUAUAAACUAGCCCUGGAAUAAUACCUCAAGUAGUAUUCGUUCGAACGAUCUGAUGUGUCACCAUUCCCUCGGGCUCAAUAGUUCAGUCCUUAAUAAC
Molecule: messenger RNA, 1867 nt
Organism: Hypoxylon trugodes
Lineage: Eukaryota; Fungi; Ascomycota; Sordariomycetes; Xylariales; Hypoxylaceae
Product: FMN-dependent dehydrogenase-domain-containing protein
Exons: 4
Coding region: 106-1605 (499 amino acids)
Molecular function (GO): heme binding; oxidoreductase activity
Source: RefSeq, a predicted model, not a curated record